UUAACGAUAACAAAAAAAUCCAUUACUGAUUUCGAUUAAGUGAUAAUUAUCAUUCGGAUCAAUCCGUUGAUAUCAAUUUAUGUUAAAUUGUUGAUGUUUAUUUAUGGCAGAUAGAACAAACAAACAUGUCAACAAGUGAAAUUUUGCAACAAUUGGAAACAUGUGCCCAGAUUCUUAUGGCACCUCCAAACAACAUUAGUGCCACUGAUCGAACAAAAGCUGAAGAGGUAUUCCUAAAUUUUCAAAAAACCAAAGCUCCAUUCAAACUAUGUCGAGAAAUGAUGGAAAUAACACAAAAUCAAUUUGUAUUGUUUCAAAUUGGUGCUUGCCUUAAAUGUGCCAUCAUUCGUGAAUGGUCAUUGUUGGGUGUUGAACAAUCAAGUGCCUUGUUUAAUUAUCUUUUCGAUUAUGUAAAUCGACGACCAUUAGACCAGUAUGUUGUCGAAGAAAUGAUGUUGGUCAAUGCCAUCAUACUUAAACGAAUAGACAUUGAAGAAUUAUCAAAAGAUCAAAGUGAAACAUCAAAAACAAUGAUUGCAUCGCUUUUCAUUAUAAUCAAAAAUCCUGCAGCAUCCGUUCAAAUGAGAAUUAAUGCUUGUACGGCUAUCAUUCGUAUUCUUAGUGAAUAUUCUACAUUAAGUUAUAAUUCGGAUUAUGGUCUAUCCUGGUAUUCACAUCUGAAUGCCAAACGAUCGUUUGAGAAACGUAAUUUAAAAGAUAUAUUCUCUGGCGCCAUUGAAGUUUUAUAUGGGCAGAUAAAAAUGCCUGAAGAAAUACGAAGAUCAAAUGAUAAUAUAAAAUUGAGUGCUAAAUUAAUUCGUAUUUGUGAAAUGGUUCUCACCUGGAACAUGGAAUCAUUCUCAUUUAUAACUGGUUAUUUCAUUAAAGCGCGUGAUCGUAUCGAAAGUCAAAUGUUUAAUCCACCAAAUGAUUGGUUCAAAUUUAUUAUUGAUGGCAAUCUGAUUUCAUUUUUCUUUGAAAUGUAUCUCAGUUUUCGAUCGAUCGAUCCGAAUCUAUUACACAGCUCAUUAACUUGUUUAACACAAUUGAGUACAAUGGUUUGCAUCCGUCAUGAAAUGUCAUUGCGAGUAAAAUUCUCUGAAACAUUCAUGCAGAAUACAAUUUCAUUGUGUAAUAUGAUCAUGGAUGUCAUAUCACUUCAUGAAGUACAGUUUCUGUCCAAUAUGUUCAAUUCAAUCUGUAUUUAUCUUCGUAGCCAUGUGGUCAUUGAUGAAUGUAAUCCAGCACUGACUAAACAAUUCAUCGAUACAAUGAUUAAAUUUACUUGUAAAGUCUUACUCGAAUCGGUAAAGAUUAAAACACGUUUCGAUGAAGAUGAUUUUGAUAAAUGUAAUCAAUCAAUUGAAUAUCUAAUGAAUUCAGUGAUGAUCAUCGUCAAACUUACCCAUUACGACCGUCGUAUGCACGAAGAAGUACAUGGACCAUCGCUUAAUCAAAAUGAACAAAUCACUCUGCAGGAAUUAUGUUUAUGGACCAAACCAUUGUUUGAAACAUAUUUACGUGUACAUCUCAGUGAACCCGAAGGUCUACUUUCAUUGGCAUGUUUUAAAGAUGAUGAUGAAAUUCAAGAAUUCGAAGAAGAUGAUAUUGGUAAAUUUCGUGAACAAAUGAUUGCCAUUGGUUCAAUUGGUCAGGUUGAUCUUCGUAGUACGAUAGACACGAUCACACAGUUGAUGAUUAUGAAACUUCAACAAUUUGAAGCCUGUAUUACGGCAAUGAACAUGAAAGCUGAAGAUAAAAUGUUACAAUGGAUGCGAAUUUCCGAAGAUAUUCAUUGGAUUUUGAUGAUAUCCACUUAUAUAUUCACAUCAUAUGCUGAAAAUGAUAUUCCUACCGAAGUAGUUGACCUAUCUAUUAAGGCUAGUGCUGAUAUACAAGCUACAAUGGCAGCAUUACAGAAUGGUGAUUUUACUCGUCCUAAUAUUGAUCCAGUUGUACGUUAUUUUAUCGUCAUACUUAAAUUAGUACAAAUGGAAAAACAGUUACUGGAAAAUAAUAUGAUUCAAUGGGUAUCACCUCAAGUGUCAUAUACUUUGACAUAUUUUGUAUCUCGUUUUCUGCACAUCUAUCUCGUACCACCCGAAUAUGAAAGUGAUCAAAGUGUCAUGAGUCUGUCGCUCAAUUCGUGUUUCGGUGCCGAUUCUCCAAAUGUAAAAAAUUUGAUAAAUUUUUUUCUCGAUCAUAUGGAAACAAAAUUCUUAACCAUGAGCAGCGAGACACAAGUGUUAGAAUUAUCUAGCGAAGGUUUGCGUGUAUUCUGUGAAUUUCGUGAUCGUAUUAAACUGUUGCAUGAAUGUGCAAGCUUACAUCGUUUAUUGCAACGUUUUCCGAUUGAUCCAAAUUUUCGUAAACUAAACAGUGCAGUUCGCCGUGAUAUGUACAAUGUAUUCAUCAUUGUAUUUGCUCAAAACCAAGAUGUAGUCAUUGAUCCGUUGAUAAAUUUGUAUCAAACAUUUCGUGAACAUUUACGUGCUGGACAGCGAGAAUUGAUUCAGGAAGAAUUUCUUAUUAUUGUUGAUUUUACAAUGGGCAUAUCAUCUGGAACAACUUCAAAUACAUUCAAUCAUGUAUGGCGAAAAUUUCUACUACCAUUCUAUAACGAAUUGCCCGAAGUGUUAAGAGUGAUGCACAAGUGUAGCAUUGUUGUUCAAGCUAUUUUAGAACUAUUAUUUCAUUUAUCAACAUGUUUUUCUAUUUAUUUCAAAGAAGAAGAUAGUCUUGCAUUCUAUAAAACGGCCGUUGCCAUAUUUACUGAAUAUGCUUUGCAUACAAAAGAUACAUUUUCAUUAGAUGCAACACGUUUAGAAGAAAUGCAAGCAGAAUUCAUUUCGAUUCUUAAAUUUUUGAAUGAUCUCUCCAAUCAGGAUAUAUUUUUAUUUUUUACCAAUCCAUCAUUAACAUCAUCAUUAAAUCAGACCAUUGGUCAAGUUGUUAUUACAUCAUUAAAUAUAAUCAUGCCAUUGAUGAAUGAUCAACUGUUGGAGAAUCAACGACUUUGUGCCUUGUAUUAUAAAUUAUUAGAAUUCAUAUCGCAAGAUACGGAUCGUUUUAAAGGAUUUCCGAUCAAAUUAUUUGAAAGUUAUUUAAAAUGUGUGGAAUAUGCUUUCAGAGCUAACAAUAUCCCAAAUGAAAUCAAAGCAAUUGGAUUCAAAAUAUUGGUCCAGUUGGGAUAUCAAACGGCUGAAUCAUCGGAACCAUCUGAAGAAAUUUUGAAAUUUUUACGACCUUUUUUUCAGAUUAUUAUCGAAUUUAUAUUUUGUGAAUUGGUACGCAAUAAUGAUCUGAUAUUAAGAGAUGCUGUGGCCAUGGCUUUAUAUUCUUUGGUUCGGUGUUUUCGACAAUCAUAUCAGGACAUUAUAAGAGAAUUGAUGCGAUUCAUCAAUGAUCCCCCUAUUGAAGAUCGAAUCUGCAGAACAUUAUUUAGUAUCGUUGAAGAGGUUGGCCUCAACAGUCGUUAUAAUGCAGCCAGAUUGACAUUCAAAAAACGAUUUUCCGAAUUCAUUAAUCAAUUACAUUCAAUGUUAACGCUACGAUAAUAUAAUUUAUAUUUUGAUAUAUUUUUUCCCCUCAAAAAAAUUAACACCUACACAAUGAUACUAUCCUUGUGUGAAAUAUUAAUUGAUGUU
Dermatophagoides pteronyssinus (European house dust mite) is the source of this 3647-nucleotide messenger RNA. RefSeq names its product exportin-4-like. The record is from RefSeq and is a predicted model, not a curated record. Gene Ontology annotation, molecular function: nuclear export signal receptor activity. Gene Ontology annotation, cellular component: cytoplasm; nuclear pore. Gene Ontology annotation, biological process: protein export from nucleus. Lineage: Eukaryota; Metazoa; Arthropoda; Arachnida; Sarcoptiformes; Pyroglyphidae.